This is a messenger RNA of Penicillium verrucosum, 1884 nucleotides long. Its product is annotated as fungal specific transcription factor domain-containing protein. The coding region runs from base 1 to 1884 and encodes 627 amino acids. Gene Ontology annotation, cellular component: nucleus. Gene Ontology annotation, molecular function: DNA-binding transcription factor activity; transcription cis-regulatory region binding. The transcript has 3 exons. Lineage: Eukaryota; Fungi; Ascomycota; Eurotiomycetes; Eurotiales; Aspergillaceae. Gene Ontology annotation, biological process: positive regulation of transcription by RNA polymerase II. The record is from RefSeq and is a predicted model, not a curated record.
AUGCAAGGAAUUGUACAGUUAACAUUUAUUAAUGACAAAGAGGAUAUUCGAUGGUUGAAUGCAGGAAAUGCGGCCAGGCACCGCCACCCGAUCUUCACAGAUGUCGAACGCCGAGAUAUGACACUUGAGGUCGUCUCUUCUGUACCCGACCAGAAUCCAGACCAGGCAAUUGUUGAUCUAGAAAGACUCGACUCGGACAUCAGUUUCUCGAAACCAACCUCGCUUUUUCGGGGACCUUUUGGUGCUUUCAGAUUCCUACAACCGCCGCAACUUGAACCAUCACCCCCCAAUGGGGAUGAGUUGCCUCCAUCCUUCGUUGACUCGUUCGAGCAGCUUGAGGAGAUGCCAACAGAGGAAGAUUUUAACCAGACUAUGUUCAGUUUGGACGCCCUGGUUGCUCUGGAUGCAGACUACAGUGACAAUUUGAUGUUAGAAGAGCCCAGUCUAGAGCCACCUCAGAGCAUUGGGACAAACUUCCACGAUCCGAGUCUACCAGCAGGACUUAAUCCCUAUUUAUCCGUAGGUAAUGUCGAGGGCUGGAGUCUGCUAUCUCAUUACAAAGACCGAAUCGUCCCUUUGAUUUCUCCUUUACGCCGUGGAAAUGAGACACCUUGGAUGAACCUGGUAAUACCAUGCGCAAUGGGAACUUUAGCAGAACUGAUGCUGAAUGGGUCUUCGAACCAUGCACGGCUUGCCCUAUUAAAUGCCGUAUGGGGCACAAGUGCCUUUCACUUAGGGAAUAAUUCAGUGGCUUGCCUUGAACAUUGGAAAGCCUCAGGAGGGAUCUACUUGAUGCGCGCCCAAUACCACUUCCAAAGAUGCAUGGAAGAAAUUUGUAUCUCGGCAACAAAGAGGAGCAAAUAUAAGGAGAUUCUCAUGGCAAUGCUCAGUCUUUCAAACGCUUUUAUGAUAAAAGGCGACCCGGAAAUGCGACGCGCCUACCUUGUCCAAACAGAGAAACUCAUUUGUGUCAAGGGACUUAGCCAACCGGCGCUGUCAGCCAACAAAAGAGCAUUGCACCACUGUUAUGCCUAUAUGCGAAUUAUGGCUGAGACAACCUGCAUUGCUGAUAGAUUGACCGUGAAUCCCACCGGGACAAGCGAUACUUUGAGUGACACCACAACAUAUGGAGGAGACUUCCGUGUCUAUCCCAAUCUAAUAUUUUCAACGACCACAAUGAGCAUGGAAAAGGACCCGGGUAUGGCGCAACGUGAUCUCCAUCUUGCGAUACCCGGUCGAUGGAGCUCAACAUUAUUUCCCACAUUGUACGGAAUCGACGAAAUAUUUCUCAUGAUACUGUCCCAAGUGAUCCGCCUUGCGAACGAGCGAGAUUUGUCAAUGAUGUCCGAUGCAGCAGAAAGUCCGCUCGGCUUGAAGGAAUUUUGGACUCGAGCAAAGGGCCUGGAAAAGGCUAUAGACCAUUUGAUAUCCACUACUAAUCCAAGCUGUGUUCAACCUUACGAUGGAACCCUCGCGGUAGUCAUGACCGCGACAGCUCAAGCGAUGUACAUGGCACUAUCAAUCUUCUUCCAUCGCCGGAUAUACGAGAUUGAUCCUAUAAUGCUCCAGGGCAAGGUCGCUGCAAUUCGGGGCUACAUAAUCCAAAUCCAAGAGGAGGAAAAUCAUCAGAAGGAUAGUAGUAAUGCUGCGCUGAUCUGGCCGGCUUUUAUCACUGCCUGUGAGGCUGUUAGUCCCGAGUUACAGGUGUUCUUUUCGUCAUGGUUUGAUAAUUGUGCUCGGACGACAGCGUUGGUUCAUGCAUCAGUUGCUCAACAGAUAUUUGAGACAAUAUGGACCAAAAGGCGCGAUGUGAGCUUGUGUGGUGGAACAUUUAGCUGGCCAGAUAUUUUGCGGGGUGGGAACAUCAAGUUUAUGUGUAUAUGA